UUCGGCUACCUCUCUAUAUCUCCCACCACCAGGAGAUAUAAGGUGUGCGCCGUUUCCCUCGCGAGUAUCUCGUGUGCUCUCAUCUUUCCAGAGGAAAAUCUGCGCUCAACUCCUCCCACUCGCCCUUGGGAUUUUCCUGCCUGGUCCCGCAAAGAUGUCUGGAGAUCAUGAGGCUGAGAUCACUCAGCCGCAUCAACAGGGCCACGGCACCGAAUCGAUUGUGAACGAAAAGGCGGCAUUCACAGAGGCUAGCGAAAAGGGCCUCGGUCCCACCCCCGACGGCGAAGAACCCAACGCUGAGGAAGUCGCUACUCUUCGCCAUGUUGCGGAGCAUCUGCCUAUCUCCGCAUGGCUUGUCGCCGUUGUCGAGCUGUGCGAGCGUUUCACCUACUACGGAAUGUCUGGCAUGUUCCAGAACUACGUUGAUCGUCCUCUGGACGGAAGUGAGGGACGCGGUGCCCUAGGCAUGGGUCAUCAAGGAGCCACUGGUCUCACCACUUUCUUCCAGUUCUGGUGUUAUGUUACCCCCAUCCUCGGUGCCAUCGUCGCUGAUCAGUACCUCGGUAAAUAUAAGACCAUCGUGGUUUUCUGUAUCAUCUACUUGGUCGGUCUGCUCAUCUUGGUUUGCACGUCCAUCCCGACCGCUCUUCACCAUGGAGCCGGUGUUGGUGGCUUCAUUGUGUCCAUCCUGAUCAUCGGUCUGGGAACGGGUGGUAUCAAGAGUAACGUUGCUCCUCUGAUUGCCGACCAGUACAAGCGCAAGAAGAUGGCCAUGUCCACCACCAAGAAGGGUGAGCGGGUUGUCAUUGACCCUUCCCUCACGAUCCAGCGCAUUUACAUGAUCUUCUACGGCUGUAUCAACGUGGGAUCGCUGUCUCUGUUGGCCACUCCUUACAUGGAAAAGUACAUUGGCUUCUGGUCUGGUUAUCUGCUUUGUUUGUGCAUGUUUGCCGUCGGUACCAUGGUGCUCAUCUUCGGCCGCAAGUACUACGUUGUUCGCCCUCCCCAGGGCUCCAUCAUCACCGACGCCUUCAAGGCUCUGUGGAUCAUGGUUGUCAACCGCAACAUGGAUGCCCCCAAGCCCAGCUGGCAGGCGGCCAACAACGGCACCAGGACCAACCUGCCCUGGGACGAUCACUUCAUUGACGAGCUCAAGCGUGCGUUGGUCGCUUGCCGUGUGUUCUGUUUCUACCCGAUCUACUGGGUUGUUUACGGCCAGUUCUCCAGCAAUUUUGUCACCCAAGCCGGUCAGAUGGAAGGUCACGGAAUCCCGAACGACUUGAUGCAGAACUUUGAUCCGAUCUCCAUCAUCGUCUUCAUCCCCGUCCUGGAGACCCUGAUCUACCCCCUGCUGCGUCGCUUGCGCAUUCGCUUCCGUCCGAUCACCCGUAUCUCCCUUGGUUUCGUUGUUGCUUCCUUGGCGAUGAUGUACGCGGCCAUUGUGCAGCACCUCAUUUACUCCGCUGGGCCUUGCUACGAGCACCCCGGAUGUGCUGCUUCGGAGGUUGAUGGGUCCACCACCGGCAACCACGUGCACAUUGCCAUCCAGACGCCUGCCUAUGUGUUCAUUGGUCUGUCCGAGAUUUUCGCGUCGGUGUCUGGAUUGGAGUAUGCCUACACCAAGGCUCCUCCGUCCAUGAAGUCCUUUGUGCAGUCCAUGUACCUGCUCACCAACGCCUUUGGUUCCGCUCUGGCCGAGGCACUGACCCCUGCUGCCUAUGACCCGGCCAUCAUGUGGAUGUUUGUGGGUCUGGCUUGCGCCUCCUUCGUUGCCGGUAUCAUCUUCUGGCUGGUGUACCACCAUCUGAACGACCAGGAAGACCAGCUCAAUGCGCUCGACGCUGAUGACCCGGAUACUCCUGUCGCGCCCCCGGCCUAUGAGGAGGAGAAGAAGGAGCAAGAGCACUGAAAAGCACUCACUCCGCUCGAUAC
Aspergillus eucalypticola CBS 122712 is the source of this 1932-nucleotide messenger RNA. RefSeq names its product peptide MFS transporter. The record is from RefSeq and is a predicted model, not a curated record. Gene Ontology annotation, molecular function: dipeptide transmembrane transporter activity; tripeptide transmembrane transporter activity. NCBI's taxonomy places the organism in Eukaryota, Fungi, Ascomycota, Eurotiomycetes, Eurotiales, Aspergillaceae. The transcript has 3 exons. Gene Ontology annotation, biological process: transmembrane transport. Gene Ontology annotation, cellular component: plasma membrane; fungal-type vacuole. The coding region runs from base 155 to 1909 and encodes 584 amino acids.